CUCCAAUCCGAUACCGAUCUCUCCUCCGCACGCAUAAAUUCCAAUCCCCAUUGAUCGCUAGCUCUUCACACGCCGACUCCAUUCACAGCCGUUGCUUCCGCCGCCGGGUUCCUCUUCACAGCGUCGCCAUGAGUUUCAUCUUCGGCAAGCGAAAAACUCCCGCAGGUGAUUGCUUCUCCAAUCGAUAUCCUGAGUUGGGUCGGUGUUAAUUUAGGGGUAGUUUUGUAUCAAGCAUUCUCAGAUACAUGCUUUGGUUAGAGAAUUCAGAUGGAUUGUUUGAGGUUUAUGGUCAAUGGAGCUGGAUGACGAUGGAGGCAGGGUUUUAUUUAUGUUGUAUCUCCAAUUUAUGGCUUUUUGUGGUGGUGGUGUUGUUAGAGCUUCUGCGAGAGAACAAGCGGAUGCUGGACAAGUCGAUUCGAGAGAUUGAGAGGGAAAGGCAAGGUCUACAAACCCAAGAAAAGAAACUGAUUGCAGAGAUCAAGAAAAACGCCAAGCAGGGUCAAAUGGGUGCUGUCAAAAUAAUGGCCAAGGACCUUAUUCGUACGAGACAUCAGAUCGAAAAGUUCUAUAAGCUCAAGUCACAGCUCCAGGGUGUAUCUCUUAGAAUUCAGACGUUGAAAUCAACACAAGCUAUGGGAGAAGCCAUGAAAGGCGUGACAAAGGCUAUGGGCCAGAUGAAUAAGCAGAUGAACUUGCCAGCCCUACAAAAAAUUAUGAUGGAAUUCGAGAAACAGAACGAGAGGAUGGAGAUGGUGAGCGAGGUAAUGGGAGAUGCAAUGGACGACGCAUUGGGAGACGACGACGAGGAAGAGGAAACAGAAGAGCUAGUGAGCCAGGUUCUUGAUGAGAUCGGGAUCAACGUCAAUCAGGAGCUGGUGAAUGCGCCGUCUUCGGCUGUAGCUGCACCAGCAGCAAAGGGUAAGGUUGCACAGGUAGAAUCAGCAGCAGAGGGUGAAGACAGUGGGAUAGAUAGUGACCUACAGGCUAGGUUAGACAACUUAAGGAAGAUGUAAACCCUUUUUGUUUUUCCUUGUAAUAUAUCGAUUAUAGCUUCUGUGCGACGAUCGCUUUAGUUCGAUUCGGGGCCUGUAAUAUAAGCAUCAUGUACCUAUAGCAUCAUAACAUCACGUUUCAGAAGCAAACAUUCACUUUCAAACCCCUACGUCAUGGCCUUGUCUAACAAAAACAUCCUCGUAUUAUUGUCUCAAUUCACGUCAGCUGAUUUUCCAAGUUGGUACUAUGUAAAAGCGUUGAUCUAGUCAUCAGUGGAUUACUUACAUGGCA
Linum tenue is the source of this 1284-nucleotide messenger RNA. Lineage: Eukaryota; Viridiplantae; Streptophyta; Magnoliopsida; Malpighiales; Linaceae. The record is from the annotation of a GenBank genome assembly.